AUGACGUCGCUGCUUGGGAACGAUAGAGAUUUGAGGCUGAUCAGCCCCAAAAGUUUUGAGUGUGUGGAAAUCAAAAUCAUCAAAGAAGUAGACAAAAGCAGCUUAACUUUUACAAAGAUUUAUUCUGAAAUGGAUAAGUCUUGGAUAACUAAACAUCGGUUAUCUCAAGAUUACAUAAGUGGAGUCAAUCAGUUUUUGGAUUUUGCCUUUGCAAACAUGAAGACCUAUAUGAUCAAAUGUCCUUGUCAGCAUUGCUGCCUUGUUAGAUACAAGGUUAGGGUCGAGGUUGAGGGUGGUUUAUUCUAUCACGGUUUUCGGCCAACAUAUACAAAUUGGUAUUUGCAUGGUGAAGAGUUAGAUUCAAAUGGGGAGACAGUUAGAUUAGAGUCUGAAUCUCGUGUAGAUUAUACAGAAGACCUGAGUAUGAAUCUGCUUGAAGAUGUUUUCCCAAGUAUGAAUAAUAGUAUUGACGAUGACGAUGCUGCCAGUCCCACAGAGGAUCAUCCAAGCAGAAGGAGGCGCUUGAUGAUUUGCUAG
Molecule: messenger RNA, 537 nt
Organism: Microthlaspi erraticum
Lineage: Eukaryota; Viridiplantae; Streptophyta; Magnoliopsida; Brassicales; Brassicaceae
Source: the annotation of a GenBank genome assembly